Botrytis porri is the source of this 2052-nucleotide messenger RNA. RefSeq lists its product as uncharacterized. Lineage: Eukaryota; Fungi; Ascomycota; Leotiomycetes; Helotiales; Sclerotiniaceae. Bases 1 to 2052 code for a protein of 683 amino acids. The record is from RefSeq and is a predicted model, not a curated record. The transcript is spliced from 2 exons.
AUGAUUUUCUCAUACGCUUCAUUGAUUCUAAUUCUUUUGCUGUCGACUUUUGUUAACACGCAAUCUCUUUCGGACGAAAUUAGUUCUCUCCCGCCAUGCUCGGAUAGCUGUCUCGAUACUGCUACAAGCACACUUGGAUGUAGUAUUGGUGAUUAUAGUUGUUUUUGUGCAGACGAAAGUGGAAACUCGACACAGAGUUCGACCGUAUCGAAUGCAACCACCUGUAUACAAGACUCAUGUAGUCUGAUUGAUGCUAGCACUACCUUGAAGGUUGUUGGCCAGAUUUGUGUCCUUAUUAAUGACCCCACAUCAUCCUCCUCGAGCUCUUCAUCAGUAACAUCAAGCGCCUUGAGCUCUUCCCCUACGUCAUCACAGAGUAGUAUAACUUCGAGUAGUGCAGUAUCAUCUACUUCGAUGGCCUCUACUUCAGCGACCGCGACUGCUACGCCAAUCGCACUAGCAAGCUCGCCGUCUAGUACACCGACGUCCUCCAAUGACUCUUCGGGUAAGGGUAUGAGUGAUGUCGCGAAGGCUAUGAUCGUUCUGGCCGUCGCGGCCUUGUUACUAAUACUCGCUGUCGGUGCAUGGCUAUUAUGGAGACGGAGAAGAAACCAGAAAAUCUCUUCAACAAGAGGGAAGUUCAAGAAUCUUGACGAGGAUGAAGAGAUGGGCAAGACGCCCGUGGAGCUUCAAGGAAAUGAUACCCAAAUUUUCAAGUGGGGAGGUAUUGGCGUUCGGAAAUCAUUCAGGGUCCACACGCAACGGAUCACUUCAUACAUGUCGCCAACCUCUCCGAAGAACAAAAACCGUGGUGAAUUUUGGGGAGAGCCACGAGGUCUCCUAUCGACAAUAGAUGAAAAUUUACGAGGAGUGAGACAAAUUCCCGAGCCAGUUGGUCGAAUUGAUACUACUCCUGUAAGGUGGCCUUCGACAUCCACAGCUAACUCCCCUACAUCUCCUGAGAUGAUCGAACCUAGAGGUGCUCUAUUCCCUCCUCAUCACUCUCGUAAUAAUUCCAGCACACGAGAAUCCUUGCCGCCCGUAUUACCAGCACUUGACCUACCUUCUAUAACUCUUUCGACAUCCUCUAGACCUAAUACUCCACAUCAAUCUCUACCUCGAACCCCUCCACCACCCGAAGUCCCAGUAAAGACCAUCGCUCGACUCGACGGACCAUUCUCAGAUUUCCCCCACAACAUGCCACCUUCACCCCGCACCGUCGGAAUCUCCUACGGUGCCCUAGCACGCUCCCUCUCCGUCGCCGAAACCCCCUCCUCUCCCCGCGCUCUCCAAACUCGCUCCCGCCACUCCAUCUCAUCCAUCCCCAACACCCCACGAACACCCACCACAACCAGCGAAUUCGCCUCGCCCACCUCUCCACCCCUGCAAUCCCCCUCGGCGCAAUCCUUCCACACCUUCGGCGCUCGCUACUCCACCCACUCCCAAGCCUCCGUCUCCACCUUCCAAACCUUCCCCAUCUCCCCCCAAGACAUAACCGAAGUUCCUCCUCUCCCCAACAUCCCCUCCAUCUACCCCACCUCAACAUCCCCAUCCCCAUCCGCAUACCCCUCCCUCCCCAACCAUCCUCAUCCCUCCUCCUCCUCCUCCUCCCACCCCUCAACCUACCACCACUCCAAACAAACCUCCAUCUCCAAAGCCAAACCCAAAAUGAUCUACCUCUCCCACCCCCCCGGCAUCCCCAUCAUCCCCCCCACCUCCAUCUUCUCCCCCCCCUCGCCCAUCCUCCGAUCUCCCCCCUCCAACAUUCCCUUCCUCACCCAACGCGAAGAAAAAUCCACCAAACCCAUCAUCUCCAUCAAACCCGUCAUCGACCGUUUCGAUACCCUCAGUUCCUGCGGCUCGCAAAGCAGCAGCGGGAAACCGAAUUUGAAACCCCAUGUGGAGGAAUUAUUUCAGGAGGGGCAGGAGAAGAAACGUUUUCAGGAACGGCAGGAGGAGAGGAGGAGGAUGAGGAAGGAGAGGACGAUGCAUGGACAGGGAAGUGGAGAUUUGGGGGAGAGGGUCACGAGUUGGUAUGAUGCUACUGGUUAG